AUGACCUGCUGGCUGCGCGUGCUCAGUCUGCAACUCCUGCUGCUGCCCGCAGCGCCGCCCCCGGCCCGCGGCUGCCCGGCCCGCUGCGAGUGCACUGUUCCCACGCGCGCGGUGGCCUGUGCGCGCCGCCGCCUGACCGCAGUGCCUGACGGCAUCCCCGCUGAGACGCGGGUGCUGGAGCUGAGCCGCAACCGCAUCCGCUGCCUGAACCCGGGAGACCUGGCCUCGCUGCCGGCGCUGGAGGAGCUGGACCUCAGCCUCAACGUCAUUGCACACGUGGAGCCGGGCGCCUUCGCCAACCUGCCACGCCUGCGGGUCCUGCGUCUCCGUGGCAACCAGCUCAAGCUCAUCCCUCCAGGGGUCUUCACGCGCCUGGACAACCUCACCCUGCUGGACCUGAGUGAGAACAAGCUGGUCAUCCUCUUGGACUACACGUUCCAAGACCUGCACAGCCUGCGCACACUCGAGGUGGGGGAUAACGACCUGGUGUUCAUCUCGCGCAGGGCCUUCGCAGGGCUGCUGGCUCUGGAGGAGCUGACUCUGGAGCGCUGCAACCUCACGGCACUGUCCGGGGAGUCCCUGGGCCACCUGCGUGGCCUGGGGGCCCUGCGGCUGCGACAUCUGGCCAUUGCCACUCUAGAAGACCAGAAUUUCUGCAAACUACCAGGGCUGCUGCACCUUGAGAUCGACUACUGGCCACUGCUGGAGGAGGUGGCCGCAGGCAGCCUGCAGGGCCUCAACCUGACCUCGCUCUCGGUCACCCACACCAACAUCACGGCUGUCCCCGCCGCCGCACUCCGCCACCAGGCGCACCUGACCUGCCUCAAUCUAUCACACAACCCCAUCAGCACGGUGCCCAGAGGGUCCUUCAGAGACCUGGUGCGCCUGCGUGAGCUUCACCUGGCGGGGGCUCUGCUGGCCGUUGUAGAGCCCCAGGCCUUCCUGGGCCUGCGACAGAUCCGCCUACUCAACCUCUCCAAUAACCUCCUCUCCACACUGGAGGAGAGCACGUUCCACUCUGUCAACACGCUGGAAACUUUGCGCGUGGACGGGAACCCGCUGGCCUGCGAUUGCCGCCUACUGUGGAUUGUCCAGCGUCGCAAAACCCUCAAUUUUGACGGGCGGCUGCCGGCCUGUGCCACCCCAGCUGAGGUGCGCGGCGACGCCUUGCGCAAUCUGCCCGACUCGGUGCUCUUUGAAUACUUCGUGUGUCACAAACCCAAGAUCCGUGAGCGCCGGCUGCAGCACAUCACAGCCACCGCGGGCGACGACGUGCGCUUCCUGUGCCGCGCAGAGGGCGAGCCGGCACCCAGUGUGGCCUGGGUGACGCCACAGCACAGGUCGGUGACAGCCACCAGCGCCGGCCGUGCACACGUGCUGCCCGGGGGCACGCUGGAGAUCCUGGACACGCGGCCGCAGGACAGUGGCACCUACACGUGCGUGGCCAGCAACGCCGGUGGCAACGACACCUAUUUUGCCACGCUGACGGUGCGUCCCGAUCCUGCCGCCAACCGGACCCUGGGGGACGCGCGCAACGAGACGCAGGCGGCCGUGCGCUUCCCGCUGGACCUCACUACGGUCCUGGUGUCCACGGCCAUGGGCUGCAUCACCUUUCUCGGUGUCGUGCUCUUCUGUUUCCUGUUGCUCUUCGUGUGGAGCCGCGGCCGCGGUCAGCACAAGAACCACUUCUCCGUGGAGUACUCGUUCCGCAAGGUGGACGGGCCCGCCGCUGCCGCGGGCCAGGGGGGCGCGCGCAAGUUCAACAUGAAGAUGAUCUGA
Messenger RNA from Octodon degus (degu), 1779 nucleotides. RefSeq names its product leucine rich repeat and Ig domain containing 3 (gene Lingo3). Gene Ontology annotation, molecular function: protein binding. NCBI's taxonomy places the organism in Eukaryota, Metazoa, Chordata, Mammalia, Rodentia, Octodontidae. The transcript has a single exon. Bases 1 to 1779 code for a protein of 592 amino acids. The record is from RefSeq and is a predicted model, not a curated record.